Messenger RNA from Dromiciops gliroides (monito del monte), 4125 nucleotides. RefSeq names its product thioredoxin domain containing 16 (gene TXNDC16). The transcript is spliced from 21 exons. The record is from RefSeq and is a predicted model, not a curated record. Bases 319 to 2733 code for a protein of 804 amino acids. Lineage: Eukaryota; Metazoa; Chordata; Mammalia; Microbiotheria; Microbiotheriidae.
UGUAUUCAUUUUACGUGGUUGGGGGCGAAGAGGCCCUCUCCGGGUAGGCGUAGCUUGGCCGCCUGAUGUUGGUCUAGUGAAGGAUGUCGGGUUUGUCCUGACCUACUGGAGGAUUGAUCCUGUAGUCCUGGUUCCCUUCCAUUAGCCACUACGUUCUGCUUCCUAAGGAGCUGCGGCCAUUUUUGUGCAAUCUUUUCCCUACAAGUGUGGAGAGACUGGGCCACAGACAGUGCCCAGGGAUACCAGGGAGGGCAGUGAGGGUUAAGUGACUUUCCCAGCAUCACACAGCUAAUUCUGCUUCAUUUACAUCUCUGGUUGAUGAUGUCUUCCAGAUUAAACAUAUGGAUAUACAUCUCUUUUGUGCUGAUAUGUGUGUUUUGUAAAUCUAUAGCAAGAAAUAGAAAUACUCUAAUGGAACUGAGUCCUCAGGAAUAUUUCAGCAUUUUGCAGACAGGAAAAACCUCCCUAGUUUAUUUUAGUCAAGAUGUUUCUCUAGAUAUUACUAUAUUUCUUGAAGAAUUGAAAAAAGCAGCUGGACCUCUUCAUAACUAUGGGAUUUCAGUUGCAAAGGUUAAUUGUGCUAAGGAAGAAGCAUCAAGAUACUGUGGAAGGGAAAAUGAUUGGACAAAAGCAUAUUUAUUCCGAGGUAACAUAUUACUCAGAGAAUUCCCUACUGAUGCUUUGUUUGACGUGAAUGCCAUUGUAGCUAAUGUUCUCUUUGCACUUCUAUUUAAUGAAAUAAAAUACAUUACAUCACUAGAGGACUUUGAAAAUAUAGAAAAUGCUAUGAAGGGAAAAACAAAUAUUGCCCUCAUAUAUGUGAGAGCAAUCGGAACACCAGAACAUAGAGCAGUAAUGGAAACUGCUUUUGUAUAUGGUACUGCUUAUCAGUUUGUAUUAACUACAGAAACUGCCCUUUUGGAAGGAAUUGGAGCUGAAAACUCUGAUGUAAUAUCUGGAAGUCUUUUCUUCUUUCACUGUAAACUUGUCUUAGACUUGACUCAGAAGUGCCAAAAGACUCUAUUAGAACAGCCAUUGACUAUAUUAAACAUUCAUCGAUUUCUCAAGCUGAUGGAUGCACCCUUGUUGACUGAAAUUACUGAAGAUCCUGAAAAAGUUUCAACUAUUCAUCUUCAACUUGGUUUACCACAGAUUUUUAUUCUUAGUCAAGAAAACACCUAUGAAAUGGAUAAGAGAACCGCAGAAAUAGUCGCUUGGCGCCUCCUGGGAAAAGCAGGAGUCACAUUGUUGUUAAAGGACUCCUCAGAUUUGAACAUUCCUGCUCAUAUCAAUGUCAUCUUCAAAAGAGCAAAAGAGGGAGUACCAGUUGACUUCUUGGUUUUACAUGAUGUUAACUCAAUAAUAUCCCUUGUGGAAAAUAAUAUACCUAUCCAAAAUAAUGAGUCAGUGAAAGAAUAUGAAGAAGGUGAAAUGGAGACUCUAAAUCUAGAUAUUCAAGAUGAUCAAGUGGUUGAAACAGUUAACAGAGACAGUAAGAGAAAUUUGCCUUUGGAACUGAUAAUAGACCUAACUGAGGAAACAUUUAACAGCAUAAUAAUGAAUACUUCUAGCAGCAUAAUAUUAUUUUAUGCUAAUUGGGAAGCAGUGUCCUUGGCAUUUUUGCAGUCCUAUGUUGAUGUGGCAAUUAAAUUGAAAGGAGUGUCCAAUAUGAUAUUUUCUAGAAUCAACUGUGGAGAUUGGUCUAAUGUUUGUACAAAGCAAAAUGUCACAGAAUAUCCUGUGAUAAAGAUAUUUAAGGAGGGAGAGAAGCCAGUCAUUUAUACUGGUAUGCUAGAAACUGAAUAUCUCCUAAAAUUCAUAAGAUUGAACGGAAUUUCAUGUCCAGUGAAGAUAGUGACUAUUGAAGAAGCAGAAGAAUAUUUAAAUGGGGAAUUAUAUAAAGAAUUAACAUCCUAUUCUAGUGUGUCGGUUCUGGGAAUAUUUAGCUCAAGCAUGAUAAAAGAAAAAGAAAAUUUCAUUGAAGCAGGAAAGAAUCUAAAAGGUUUUGUCAUCACAGGAUUCUAUUCCGAAGAAGAUGCUUUGAUUCUGUCAAAGAAAUAUGCUGUGACUCUUCCAGCACUACUGUUUGCCAGACACAAAGAAGGAAAUAUAGAUAGCAUACUGCUCUCUAAUUCUGAUGCUAAGGAUAUAAUUCAAAUAAUAAAACGUGCACUGUUGGGAAUAUUUCCAGAAAUAACAGUGGAAAAUCUUCCCAUCUAUUUAAGACUUCAGAAACCAUUACUUAUUUUGUUCAGAGAUGACAAUUUAAAUCACAAGGAUGAAAAAGAAAUGUUACCUCUAGUAAAGCAAAAAUACCUGGAAACACUAAUCCCUUGCUGGUUAAAUGUUAAGACUACUCCUGUGGGGAGAGGAAUACUGAAAGCUUACUUCAAGCAUCUUCCUCCAUUACCACUUCUUGUUUUAGUGGAUCUCCAUUCACAGGGCCAAGUAUCUGCAUUUCCAUUGGAUCAAACUAUAAAUGAAAAAAAUAUUUUGUUGUGGCUUCAGAGAUUAGAAGCAGGAUUAGAAAGUCAUAUCACAACUUUAUCUGAUGAAGAGUGGAAGCCACCUCUUCCUGCUUACAAUUUUCUUAGCAGGAUGGAUGCCACAGUUCCCUACACAGAAAUUGCUCAGUUUCCUAUACAGAAUAUGCUUAGAUGUGCAAAAACAACUGAUCUGCAACAACAUGACAAGGGGCACUCUGAAGAUAAACUGGGAAAGAACUCCAUUUAGGAAGAUGAUGAUAAUGAUAUGUGAUUUUCAAAAUUAUGUUAAAGACUUUUUGACUGAUCUGAUAUUUGAGCAUAUUAUCUUAAAUAAAAACUGUAACUAUUAAAAAACCCUGGAUAAAAUUUGUAUUCUUUAGAUUUCACUUAGCUCUAGUCACUGAUACCACAGAUCAAAUAUUAAUACCUACUUUAUAGAGUUGUUAUAAAAUAUUAAUACCUACUUUAUAGAGUUGUUAUAAAAUAUUAAAUACCUACUUUAUAGAGUUGUUAUAAAAAUCAAAAGUGUUACAUGUUAUAUGUUAUUUAUAUUAUUACUACCAUUAAUAAUUUGGUGACAAUAGAGAUUAGUGAAUUUUAAAUGACCAUUUAAAUUUCAUUGUAUGAUCUUUUUUAUCAUGUAGGAAAUAAUAAAUAGAAAGUAGCAACAAUACAAAAAAACCCUUCUGUAACACUUUAUGGUUUACAAAGCUUCUAACAUCCAUUUAGUUUAAUUAAAAAAACAUUUAGCAGCUACUAUUAGCAAAGUAUGUACUAGGCUACAAAGACAAGAAGCUCUUUCCCUGAGCAGCUUAAAGUCUCCUCAGGAAAUUUGUACAAUUUGUACAAGAGGAAUAGAGUGCUAACAAUUGGAGCAGGUAAUAUGGAAGAGAAUCAGAAGGGCCUUGUUUAAGAAUUGGCAUGUGAACAGUGCUUUGAAGAGAAAAUAGGGAUCCUACCUAUCUAGGUGAGAAAGGAAUAAGUUUUAUAUAUGGAGAUAGUUUGAUCAUAUGACCAUAUAUAGGCAUUUGAAUGUCAUUAAUGUCAGGUUUGCAUGCUUAAUAUCAUAGUUUGAUAUUAAUGUAAAUUUACAUUAUGUAAAUUUUACAUUACAAAACGUAAAAAUAUAUAUAUGUAAACUUUUGUCAACAAGUUUAUCACAAUAGUCUACAUGGUAGCUCCAUCAGCUAAGAUCUAUAAGCACUUGUUUAUUUUGUCACCCAAUCUGUGACACUGGGAUGAUUGUAUUUACUUUUCUGGUUUAUUAUUGUUAUAGAUGAGAAAAUACUUGCCUACCUACUUUAUAGAGUUGUUAUAAAAAUCAAAAGUGUUACAUGUUAUAUGUUAUUUAUAUUAUUACUACCAUUAAUAAUUUGGUGACAAUAGAGAUUAGUGAAUUUUAAAUUCUAAAUAAGAUAAAUAGUAUUAAUUAUGCUAAAAUAUAUUACCCUUAAAACCUAGGCUUAAGAUAUCACACAAAAUGUAAAAAAACCCAGUUCCUAAUAUUUGUGCAUAUUUAUGCUAAAACAUUGCAUUUAUUGGGGACGGUUAGGUGGCUCAGUGGAUAAAGCACCGGCCCUGGAUUCAGGAGUACCUGAGUUCAAAUCCGGCCUCAGACACUUGACACUUACUAGCUGUG